Messenger RNA from Cucumis melo (muskmelon), 946 nucleotides. RefSeq lists its product as uncharacterized. The record is from RefSeq and is a predicted model, not a curated record. The coding region runs from base 1 to 429 and encodes 142 amino acids. NCBI's taxonomy places the organism in Eukaryota, Viridiplantae, Streptophyta, Magnoliopsida, Cucurbitales, Cucurbitaceae. The transcript has 3 exons.
AUGCUCAGCACCUUUAAAGAGUUUUGGGACGACUAUCACAGGCACAUCAAAAAGUAUAGCGGUCCCAAGGAGGCUCGUGUCAACCCACCACACUUAUUGGUGAGAUGUGAUGAGGAUUGGCACGUCCUCUGUGACCACUACAUGAGUCGUGCAUUCCAGCAGCAUUCACGAAUGAACAAGGCUGCUAGACAGCCUUCCAAUCAUAGCAGCAGAUCAAAGUCGUUUCUACAACGACAGCACGAGCUCGCUGAGCAAAGAGAGGAGUCGAUCGACCGUGUGGAGUUAUUCCGAAAAACACACGUUCGAGACGAGACAUUCGUCUCCCAUGCUGCAGAGGAUGUGCAUAUAAAACUCCAGUCCCGACCUAUCCUAGGGGGUAGUCAGCCACUCUCUGGGGAUGAGAUAUGCGAGACACUGUUGGGUAGAUGAUCGGGCUACUCAAAAGGCCUUGGUUGGGGACCUAAGCCAAAGACCCGCAAAACAAAGAGUGCAAGCAGUUCUACGAUGUCAUGUUCACAAUCCACAGUAGAGCUUCAAUUACAAGCUAAGCUUGAUCAAGGUAUGAAGCGGAUUGAAGAGCAGACAAGAAAUCAUGAAGCAUUAAUUUCAUAAGUGAAACGAAUACGAAAGCUGAUCAAAGAGAUGACUAGGGCACAGGAAGGACCACCACAUGAUCCCUAGCUUUGCGAUACGUAUAUAUGUUUCCAUUAUUCUUAAGUUUCUGAAAUGACAGUAUACAAUAUGAUGAUAUGCAUAUAUAUGUACUAAACUUAGCCACUCUUGUAUUAUUGUAGAACCCACGGUGUAGAAUGGCGUACGAGGCUCAUUAGGAGACGUACGGUUUUCUUUGCGCUUUUUUGUAUUAUGAACAUUAAAUUUUUUGUAUUAUGAACGAUGUUACAUUUUUUAAACUUCCUUGUAUAUGAACAUUAAUUUUUUUGUUGAA